GCUUGGAAUUGAUCCAGUUCUCCGACAGAAAGAAAGACUUCUGUAGACAGAAAUUAAUAGACAUCAUGGUUCGAGUUCCGUCCUUUGCCGUUUCGGCCUUUUUGUGCCUCGCUGGAAUCAGUUCCGAAGGCGUGAAUGCGUUUGCCCCCACCGGAGGUGUUACCCAACAACGCGUUGCCGGUGGUCAUGCCAGAAUUGCCAAAACCGCCCCCUCGGCCGGAAGAAAGGGAAGCACGUCUCUSUUCAUGUCGUCCCGGCAACAAACCGGACGCGAUUUCUACAGAAUCCUGGGCAUCAACCGCAACGCCGACAGCAAGGAGAUCAAAUCCGCCUUUCGAAAGAUGGCGAAGCAAUACCACCCAGGUACGUCUGGAUGGGAAAAAGAAUUCGUCGCCGCGGGCGUUGCACGAUUGGUACGGGGUUCGGAAAUUUCUCCGUUUAUGGAAUUGUUCUCUCAACUCUUUCGCGCGCGUGUGUUUUUGUUGAUGUUGUUGUUGUUGUUGUUGUUGUUGCUCUCGCUGCAGACGCCAACCCGGGAAAGGACACGACCGAACAGUUCCAGGAGGUCAACCGCGCCUACGAGGUGCUGAGGAACCCCGAGUUGAAAAAGAAAUACGAUAUGUUUGGUGAGUCGGGCGUGGGAACCUCGGCCGCCAGCGAGGGCCAGGGAUCCCCCUUUGGAGGCGGCGCCGGGUUCGGCCAGGAGGUCGACCUGAACGACAUUUUCGAUUCCUUCUUUGGAGGUGGCGGAGGCUUUGGCGGCGGCCCCCGAACGCGGCAGCAGCCCCGGGGACCCGUGGUGGGCAACGACCUCCGGUUCGACCUGGAGAUCGAUUUCAAGACGGCCGUCUUUGGCGGGGAAGAAAAGGUGAGGAUCCGCCACCUGGAAACCUGCGACACCUGCAGCGGAUCCGGCGUCAAGCCCGGCAGCAAGAUCAGCACCUGUCCCAACUGCGGGGGCAACGGGGUCACCGUGGAGGUCACCCGCACCCCGCUCGGAAACUUCCAGACGCAACAAACCUGCCCCGUCUGCCGCGGAACCGGCCAAAAGGUCGAGGAAUACUGCGGGACCUGCGGCGGGCAGGGCCUCAACCAAAAGACGAAGCAGAUCAAGGUCACCGUUCCCGCCGGUGUCGAGGACGGCAACAAGCUCCGCGUGAGGGGAGAGGGAGACGCCGGUCCCAACGGUGGCCCCGCCGGAGACCUGUACAUCUUUUUGCGGGUCAAGGAGGACGCCAAGUUCCGCCGCGAGGGCCCCGAGAUMUACUCGGAGGAGACCAUCAGCUACAUCGACGCCAUCCUCGGAAACUCCAUCAAGACGCCGGUCGUGGACGGCGAGGUGACCAUCAAGGUCCCCCCCGGAACGCAGCCGGGCCAGGUCAUGCGGCUGAAGGGCAACGGCGCCCCKCGGCUGGGAAACCCCAACCAGCGGGGAGACCACUACGUCACGGUCAAGGUCGACAUCCCCAAGGACCUGAGCAAGGAAGAGGAGGAACUCAUGGAAAARCUGAGGACGAUCCGGGAAGARAAGGCCGGCGCCAAGAGCGGCGGGGGCUUUUUCAACCGCAACUAGGAAGGACGCAACCCAGCCAGCCAGCCAGCGAMGAAG
Pseudo-nitzschia multistriata is the source of this 1609-nucleotide messenger RNA. Lineage: Eukaryota; Bacillariophyta; Bacillariophyceae; Bacillariales; Bacillariaceae. The record is from the annotation of a GenBank genome assembly.